UCCUGCCCCUUUAUCCACCGCCACCUAAUUCCAACAAAUUUCGAUCUCCAUCGAUCGAUUCCUCCCGAACCCGACCCGACCCGACCCGACCCCCAUGGCCUCCGACGCCGCCGCUGCCGCCGAGCCCUCCUCCGGCGACACCCAGCGUCCCCCGCACUACGCCAUCGGGUACGCGCUCGCGCCGAAGAAGCAGCAGAGUUUCAUCCAGCCGUCGCUGGUGGCCCGCGCGGCGGCGCGGGGCAUGGACCUCGUCCCCGUGGAUGCGUCGCGGCCCCUGGCGGAGCAGGGCCCCUUCCACCUCCUCAUCCACAAGCUCUACGGCGACGACUGGCGCGCCCAGCUCGAGGCCUUCGCCGCGCGCCAUCCGGCCGUGCCCGUCGUCGACCCGCCCCACGCCAUCGACCGCCUCCACAACCGCAUCUCCAUGCUCCAGGUCGUCUCCGAGCUCGACCACGCCGCCGACAAGGACCGCACCUUCGGCAUCCCCAGCCAGGUCGUCGUCUACGACGCCGCCGCGCUCGCCGACUCCGGCCUCCUCGCCGCGCUCCGCUUCCCGCUCAUCGCCAAGCCCCUCGUCGCCGACGGCACCGCCAAGUCCCACAAGAUGUCCCUUGUCUACCACCGCGAGGGACUCGCCAAGCUCCGCCCGCCGCUCGUGCUCCAGGAGUUCGUCAACCACGGUGGCGUCAUCUUCAAGGUCUACGUCGUCGGCGGCCACGUCACCUGCGUCAAGCGCCGCAGCCUGCCAGACGUGUCCCCCGGGGACGACGCGUCCGCCCAGGGAUCCGUCUCCUUCUCUCAGGUCUCCAACCUCCCCAACGAGCGCACCGCGGAGGAGUACUACGGCGAAAAGAGCCUCGAGGACGCCGUCAUGCCGCCGGCCGCAUUCGUCAACCAGAUCGCGGGCGGCCUCCGCCGCGCGCUUGGCCUACAACUCUUCAACUUCGACAUGAUCCGGGACGUCCGCGCCGGUGACCGCUAUCUCGUCAUUGACAUCAACUACUUCCCGGGCUACGCCAAGAUGCCGGGAUAUGAGACUGUCCUUACUGAUUUCUUCUGGGAGAUGGUCAGUAAGGAGGAUGGUGUGGUCCAGGAGAAGGGGAGCAACCAUGUCUCGGUGAAAUAAGACGAUGGUUUGAUUGCAAACCUGCAAGUGUCUUGGGAAUGCUGCUGGUUCUGGAUGCAGAAUUUGAUGAGGGGAUUCAACCGGCAGCACGUGGAGGACCUGCGCCCUGCUGUGUUAUGUUUAGUCAGUCCCUGUGACCCUGUCGCAGAUCAAUGGUCGUUGCUGACAUUGCGAUUGGUCCUCCGUUGCUGAUGUAUCACUAAUUUCUACGAAGUUUUUAGAUAUUUUAUUGUGCACAGGCUGCCUAACAACGGGUCUCAAUCUACAAGAACAGAAAGCAGUACCUCUGUGGGAAGUUGGUGUUUUCUGGUGUUCCAUUCUGAGCAAAGUUUCGAAUGUGAGACUGAGUCUAGGUGGAUGAGCUGUCCUAUAAAUGAGUGGUUUCAGGUGGUGACCUGAAAUCCAAUUGAAUCUGUUAACAAGCAUUUCUUUUCUGUUUUACUCC
This is a messenger RNA of Panicum hallii, 1571 nucleotides long. RefSeq names its product inositol-tetrakisphosphate 1-kinase 1. Gene Ontology annotation, cellular component: cytoplasm. Lineage: Eukaryota; Viridiplantae; Streptophyta; Magnoliopsida; Poales; Poaceae. Gene Ontology annotation, biological process: inositol trisphosphate metabolic process. The transcript has 2 exons. Gene Ontology annotation, molecular function: magnesium ion binding; inositol-3,4,5,6-tetrakisphosphate 1-kinase activity; ATP binding. Bases 95 to 1126 code for a protein of 343 amino acids. The record is from RefSeq and is a predicted model, not a curated record.